Messenger RNA from Candidula unifasciata, 179 nucleotides. NCBI's taxonomy places the organism in Eukaryota, Metazoa, Mollusca, Gastropoda, Stylommatophora, Geomitridae. The record is from the annotation of a GenBank genome assembly.
AAAAGUAUUUGAUCAGAUCAAUAUAACAGCUGUAAACAGCACCAUGAUUAACAUCAGCUGGGCGGUGCUCCCAGAAGUCAGUGCCUAUCAGUACAAUGUGACUGUGACAAGUCAGUUUAUUGGAAAUGGUGACUGUGAUACAAGUGGCAAUGGAAGUGACAUACAUACGGUAAAUCUCA